Thlaspi arvense is the source of this 595-nucleotide messenger RNA. The record is from the annotation of a GenBank genome assembly. NCBI's taxonomy places the organism in Eukaryota, Viridiplantae, Streptophyta, Magnoliopsida, Brassicales, Brassicaceae.
AUUUCUUUUCUGUGUAUAGAAGUUAUUUUUCCUCUAAACUCUCCAAUAACAAUAUACUGUCUUAACACUUCAAAUUUUAUUGUCAGAGAUAUGAAUCUAAAAUCCAUGCAGGAAAUGGACAGUAAGAAAAAACAAGAAGAUGGAUCAAAAGUGGUGGUGGAAACAACGGAGAUUCGUUCGUCGGCGGGGAAAGGCACAGAGCAAAGAAAUGUAGAGGUGGUUCAUCAAUCUCAUCCUAAAACUAGCGGUGGCGUUCUCGUUGGAGCAGCUGCCGCCGUCGAAUCCACACUUGAAUCUGCCAAAGAAGUCAUCUCUAAAACCUAAAUAUCGAAAUAGGUUUUUAUUUUUUCUAUUUUCUAGUACGUAACAAAUUGUAUAAAUUUCAUCUUUGCAAUCCCAUAAUAAUCAGAGACACACGAACUAUAUGAGUCUAUGACAUACGAUUCACAUGUAUCUUUCUUGGCUCCAAAUAUCAUGACAUAUAGAAAAUUUGUAGAUCAAAAUAAAGUUAGCUAAAGUAGUUGUAAAUCUUUAUUUGAAUCGAAUAAUCAUCAAGAAAGAACCUUGUUUAGUUGUUCUUUUUGUUGUACUGUUG